AUGUACGACCCCAAUUCAAGUCCAUGGGCUAAAUCUCAGCAGCGAAAAGAUAGGCAAGAAAAACUCCGUUACUUUCUCAUAGCUCUGGCUUCAGUAUCAGUUCUGCUCACAAUUGACCUGUUUUACGUAUCUCCGAGCGAAUCUUCCUUAUUUGGCACAUCUUUUCUAGCACCUCUUACAUUGAUAUGUAUAGCCUUCACCGGAAUAGUCGCUUAUAUGUAUGUGCAAGAAGAUUUCGAAGUCUACAAGCUAACCCGCGAUGAUUUGCCUGCAGAUUCUCGCAAACGAUAUUUAGAAAAAAGCAAAGAAACAUUGAGAAAAGCGGGAAUAGCAUCUUCAAAAAGCAAAGUCACCUCUUUUUCACAUGAUUUUCCUAGUAUGGCUACGCCACUCCAUCAAAGUUACACAGCUCAAGUAAAACCGUCCACAAGUCCUCAGCUGAACUUAAACCUCCGGGCUUUUGAUAGUGUUGAUGAUCUUGCUGAGUCUUUCUUGGCAAAUAAAGGGCUAGACAAGAAAAUAAGAACCUGGAUGCAGAAUAUUAGGCUGUGGUAUUCCAAAGAUUUCUUAAGACUGGUCUUGGAAAGCCACUUACUUCCCCUCUUGGUGGCAAAGCAUUGGAAAAAUCCUCAAUUUUUGGGUAAAGAAAUGUUUUAUUAUAAGUAGUAACUCUUAUAAUGAAAUCUGUAUAUAUAAAUAAUACUAAUUUUAUUAAAUUUUAAACAGUUCCUAGACAUAAAUUAAAUUUAUCUUCACUUCUAAUUUUUGAAGCUUGAAUCCUUUAAUUUUUGAGAUACAAAAUUUAACACUUCUGCGAACGAGUAAAAAUUUUGCUCGCUCACGAUAUGGAGUUAGAAAACUUAUUAGCGCUUAAUAAGCAGCUUAGAGAGUUUACACAAGGGAAAGACAGAUACUGGAUUUUCGAAGGCUCAUUUGAUGAGAGCAGAGGUCUAGAUUUGACUUUUGAGGAAAGGAAUUACUAUAAAAGGGUUGGUCUCAGAGAAAUACAGGAUUUAGCCAUAGAAAUGGGAUGCAACUAUGUCAAAGACUUAGAAGCCUCAAGAGUGUACUCAAUCAAAGGUCAGCAAGAUCCAAACGUUGAAAAAGCAAUUAAAAGGUUGGUAUUUGUUGACACGCUUAGACAGAGAAUUAUGCUUGAAAAAUACUUUGAGAUUCCUGGCUAUAACUGUAGAGGAUAUGUAAUCAACAGACUACACUCUUUAGAGAGUUCCCCAGGCUUAAGUGGAUAUUCAGCUAAUUCAGGAGGGUCCUAUCAGGGUGAUUCAUGAACUGCGAAAAGGCCUACAGAUGCGCAUAUACUAUCGCAUGCAUUUUUUAGGAUGCUAAAUAAUGCAAACAAUCCAACUGCAGAUCCAGAAUUUAACAUGAUGAAUGACAUCAUAAUAAAUUACCCAAGCACCCCUCCUCGCUACGAGCAGCCUCAAAAAGUGAUUUUUUAUCAAAAAAAUCCUGAUAGCAUAAUUGAACCUCAUUUUGAAGUUAUUUCUGGAAGUGAAAUUUGGUCGACAUAUAGAGGAAAUGAAAAUUUGUUCUGUGCAAUAGCAUUAUUUUUCCUCCAUGUAAAAAGCAAGAGCCAAGGAUAUUUCUAUCAAAUGGAUUGUCACGAAUUCUUUAACUUAAUUUCUUAG
Molecule: messenger RNA, 1649 nt
Organism: Blepharisma stoltei
Lineage: Eukaryota; Ciliophora; Heterotrichea; Heterotrichida; Blepharismidae
Source: the annotation of a GenBank genome assembly